Messenger RNA from Paraphaeosphaeria sporulosa, 1152 nucleotides. RefSeq names its product aldose 1-epimerase. The record is from RefSeq and is a predicted model, not a curated record. The coding region runs from base 1 to 1152 and encodes 383 amino acids. Gene Ontology annotation, molecular function: carbohydrate binding; aldose 1-epimerase activity. Gene Ontology annotation, biological process: beta-D-galactose catabolic process via UDP-galactose, Leloir pathway; glucose metabolic process. Lineage: Eukaryota; Fungi; Ascomycota; Dothideomycetes; Pleosporales; Didymosphaeriaceae. The transcript is spliced from 5 exons.
AUGAGGACCUCUUGCGCUCUGCUUGCAAUUGCAGCUUCCGCAGCUGCACUCCCUGGGGGACAUAAACCCAAACCGCAACCCGAUGCAGAUGGAAAAUAUACCCUCACAGCCCCGGGCAUCAGGGCUCAGUUCAUCCCUUAUGCUGCAACUCUUACAAACCUGUUUGUAAAAGACAAGAAUGGUGUUGAGACAGACAUCGUGCUCGGCUACGACAACACGUCUUACUAUCCCGUGGAUCCUGGUCACCCAGUAUACAACGCCAUUCCUGGACGCUAUGUCAACCGUAUCGGAAACGGCACUUACUCUAUUGAUGGUGUGACGUACCACACCGAGAAGAACGAUGGCCCGAACACCCUUCACAGCGGAACAAACAAUUGGUCUUUUAGAGUCUGGAACGUCACCGAUGUGACCAGCUCAUCAAUAACAUUCUCGAUCCAUGACCCAUCCAACUCUUCCCUUGGCAUGAUCGGAGACGUUGAUGCCAGUGUGACCUACUCCGUUUCGAAGAACAAGUGGAGCAUCGUGAUCGAUGCCAUCUCGCCACAAAAGAAGACACCCCUCAUGCUCACGCAGCACACUUACUUCCAGCUUGAUGCAUUCAAGAACCCAGCAAACAGGACUAUCUGGAACCACACUCUGUAUGCGCCUGCCGCAAAGCGCGCAUUGGUGGCCGAUCAGAACGCAUUGCCCACUGGUGAGAUUGCGAACAUCACCAAAAACAGCAUCGACGACUUCUGGACUGCGCCUCACAAGCUGGGCUUCAAGUCCAGCGAUCCCGGUUUCGAGAACCACUGCGGUAACGGCUGCCACGGGUACAACGGCGCCUUGGCCUUUGACAACAAGAGGAACAAGAAGGAUGUUGCACUCACUCUCAGCAGCGCGUUCAGCGGCAUCAAGGCUGAGCUCACUACCGACCAGGACGCGGUGGUGCUGUACACCUGCAACUGGAACGAUGGAAAGACUGAGUUCAAAAGUACGCAGGGCGUGGCGGGCCAAGACAAGUUCAUCCCGCGCGAUGGGUGCAUUGCCAUUGAGGCCCAAGACUACGUUGAUGGAAUUAACCAUCCUGAGUGGGGACGUCUCGAUGAGCAGAUCACUGGACCUGGGGACAAAUACCAUUGGGCAUCGUCGUGGGAAUUUGGCACUAUCUAG